UCUCCUCGUCACACGUCUCGACAAACGCCAAUUAAACAUCGGCCUCGUCCACGUGACAUUGCUGCGUCAACGUCUCAGAGUGUGCAGUUGCAUGAAAUUCUGUCAGCAUUCCGGCAUUGCGUGUGAGAGGUGUAGCUCAAACAUAAACAUUACAUGACUAAAAUAACCCGCCGUGGUGGCUUAGCGGCUAUGGCACGGCGCAGGUAAGCACCAGGACUGCGCAUGAAAUCCCGGCCUCGGCGGUCGCUUUCUGAUAGGGGAGAAAUGCGAACACGCUCGCGGGCCGUGCGUUGGGUGCAGAUUAAAGACCCCUUUAGGUGGUAAAAAUUUCCGGAGUCCCCACUACGGCGUGCCUCAUAACCGGUUACUGAUUUUUACAUGUAAAACCACAGUGUACAUAUAUGUUUAAGCAUGGCUGGAAUUUUGACCUGUGACGAUGCAUAAACAUAAACGUUGCGUUGCAAGCAUCGCACAUUGCAUCAGCUGAAAAUAAUUACAAUUCUACACACAGUAUCUAGUAUUAUAGAAUUUCAUUAUUAGCUGCACGUAAAUUCAAACAAGUGCGUUGCAUCUCCAUAAUAAUAAUGCUAUUUAGUGGGUAAUGACGCUCAUAGCGGAAUAUUACUAGCAGCAUCGGGUUUUACAAACACCAUAGAACGCUUUUCGCAAAUAACUGAAAUUUCAGCGGUGUAUAAGUACUCCUGUCUGCUGAUCGCAAGUCAAAUAGAAUUAUAGUCAGAGCCAUCAAUACCUCCAUACUGCUAAGGGAAGUCGGUAAGUUCUUGCCAGAUGAGCCACAGUCAUGGCAUCAGGUUAGAAGGCCUGAUUAAAGAGCUUCAGCUCUCACAAACCUUCCAGCGAAAACCUGUGCAAAGCUAAUGUAAGGUUUCUAUUCUAAGACUUUCCUAUCUUAGCAAUUUUUCAGCGGUCCGAGCAGCGUUACACCUUCAUUAUCCCAGGAACUGACUGGUUAUGAACUGUGAGUGAUAAACAAAAAAUGUAAUCGAGCAUAGGGAAAUCCUGAAUUACUCCGGCCAAUCAGAUCAGCCAAUCCCCUUGUCCGGUUUACCACCCGUACACUCCCUUCUGUCAUGAAACAUGAUGGAUUAUCGAUGAAUAUGUCAAGUUAAAUCAUUUUAUUCCAAAGCGCUGCACACUCCGUCGAGAAGAACGUGGAGGCUGAAGGACGAUGCUCCUUGUCUAUUUUAUAGCGAGCCCUCAUGAUUGUAUUGUAAUUAAAUUUUCACAUUUGUAAAGUCAAGCAUGUCGCUCUUUUUUUUAUUGCGAUAGCAAUUAUAUUGUCACGAGAGUGCGUCCAAUAGGGCAAAGCCGACGCUCACCACUGGGGUGAAGAAGACGACGAUUAUAAAGAUUGUCUUUCCGCCAUCUUGGCAGUGCGACAGCUUGCUGUAGAUAGUUUUUAAAUAUAUUUUCAUUUACGCCGUUUCCCGUGGCAUUUUGGUGAAGGUGCUAGGUACUACUCAAGACGGAACUCCACAGCAGACGUGUAAUGGCAAGUUCCAUCAUGUCAACAGGCGGGGACAUUACGUCAACCACAACACCGGCACCCCAACCGGUGAUCCUGAUCCAACCCCACGACACUGGCUCUUUUUGCGGCACCGCCCACGUCGACAUCGAUGACUGGCUUGGGAAUUAAUUACGACUGCGUCGCAACGAACACUCAGUGGGACCCGACAGUGGCAUUCGCCAAUGUCGGUUUCUACCUCAGUGGGACAGCGCGCGUCUGGUUUGACACUCACGAAACGGAGCUGACCAAAUGGGAUCUAUGUAAGCAGAAGCUUCGUGACCUAUAUGGCAAACCAAUUGGCCGCCAGUGCGCCGCUUCGAAAGAAUUCUCCUGUCACUCCCAAUCUCCCACGGAGUCGUACGUGUCGUACAUCCUUGACGCUAUCGCCCUUAGCCGCCGAGUUGAUGCCACCAGGACCGAGGCGGACAAAGUAAGUCACGUCCUGCAUGAAAGGCAUUGCUGAUUAUGCUUUCAACUUGCUAGUCUUUAAGGACUGCUCGACAUGACAUUUCAAGGAAAGCCGGCGUUCUCAAGCACUGAAGCGUCGCCGCAUCGCCCAACAAUCCAUGCGGCUUCAAAGGACAGCCGCUACAUCGUCCUGCGCGGACGUUCAGCCACCCAAUCAGCAACCGACCACCGAUAGCCUUGUCCGCAUCGUGUGUCGUGAAAUUGAGGCGGUGUCGCCACCUUCCUAUUUCGCACGCCCUUCCGACCGACAGUCCAAACCGUCGUGAGGGAAGAGCUGGCUAACGCAUGACUCCAGCCUGUUACCUCCCUUCCUCACCCCCGGGUCAGUUCUGUUCUUCCGCCUUACAGAAAUACAGCAACGUUGCACAGCUAUCGUGAUCCGGCCCAGUGGAGAACCCAGGACGAUAAGCCCACAUGUUUUCAUUGCCAUGGCGUUGGACAUAUUUCCUGUACACUGCCGGUAUCACCAACCUUCCUCCCCUCGCUCAUUGUUUUUUACAUUCGCCACGACGACAUUCGGCCCCUACAGUUUCCCGCUCGUAACAACUCGCUGCUCUGAGACGCUCCUGCACCAACCCGGAGCUCCAGCCGUUCACCUUGUCCGCCUUAUCAUCGUUUCCGGUCACCUCUGCCCUGCCGCUUUUCAUCGCCGCACCCCUCUGACCGCUCUUCCUAGCAAAACUGAGCAAUGCAGCUCCCGGAGGUGACGAUGCAUUGGACCCACGACCUGCAAAGCCUCUUUUAACCGUGCCCACGCACGAGAAUCAACUUUCCGUUGGAGUGGAUGACCUACCAAUUACUGCCCUUAUCGACACCGGUGCACAUAUUUGUAUCAUGAGCUCUGAUCUCCGUGAACGCUUACACAAUGUCCUAAAACCUCCAGAGUCCCGCGUUGUGCGUGUCACUGUCGGCAGAACUCCAGCCAUGCUUGGAAUGUGCACCACACGCGUGAGUGUCGCUGGCCACCACACUUCCGGGUUUCAUGUUCUUAGCCACUGCCCUCAUGGCGUAAUCCUUGGACUCGAUUUCUUGACUGACCACUUGGCUGUAAUUGACUGCUCAGCCGGUGUCGUUGAAUUUGACUUCCCCGCUUCACCAGACGUUCCUGACACGGUCCAGAGUCAGCUCUCUUGUGCCGAGUUUGUUCGUUUGCCGCCACAAGCUCUCACCUAUAUUGUCGUUGUACCCUGCCCCAGUGUACGGGAUGGUGACUACGUGGUUAUUCUGACUACCAGUGUCCUUUCGCCGCACAACAUUUCCUUUCCCCACACUGCUGUGACUGGUGCGGCCAACCAAACGUGGCUGCCCUUCUUGAACUUCACACUCAGUCCUCAAGUUCUUCCCCAAGGCAUAGUUUUGGUCACUCUCUUGCAAUCAGAUGAGUGCCAUAUUUCAUUGCUGUCACCUGAUUUUACGUCAGCAAUCUUGUCCACCGACGCGCACACUUCUCCAUCGGUAACGAGCGAUAUCACAAAUAUUAUUGUCCCGGACCUUCUGCCCUCUCAAGUACACGACCUCCGUCAUUUGCUCGUCACAUACUCCCACAUCUUCGACUUUGACGGCCGUCCCUUAGGUCAAACCUCUCUCGUCAAACAUCUCAUACAUACUGGCGAUGCGCCUCCAAUUCACCGGCGACCUUAUGUCGUGUCACCAUCCGAACACCAAGCUAUUCAACAAGAGGUUGACAAGAUGCUAUCAAAGGGCAUUACUCAGCCGCCCGCGAGUCCGUGGGCUUCCCCUGUUGUCUCACUUAAAAAGGACAACAGUUGGCGAUUCUGCGUUGAUUAUCAGCACCUCAAUAAGAUCACCAAGAAGCAUUCUAUAUGCCACUAAAGUACUUCUACCUCUAAAGAUGCUCACACUUCGUCCUACAUUCUUUACAAAGUUAUUCCUCAAAUUUUGAGAAUGACAGCCAACAAACACAUGGCAUGAAACAAAACUACGACAGCGCAUGCUUUUUAUGUUAAAUCUUCUCAGGCUGAAAUGUUAAAAGCUCGAAUCAACAACAGACGAGCGCCCCACGCAAAAGGCCGCGUUUCUACCAGAAAGCUCGCAUUCGUGCCACCGUUCGACACAAGGGUUUUCCGGUAAACAUUGCGGACACAUAAGCUGCAGUUGCCGGCAGGCGUAAGAAGCUGUCAGGAAUCUUUUAAUGCUACCGCGUAGCACUCUUAAAGGUGAAGCUUAAGCGUCCUCCAAAAAUUUUCAUAAAAAUAAUUUAACCACUGCCUUAAGGUCCAUGCACGGCUGAAACCCACACACGGCAUGGAAUGACUCAAAUCUAUGCAAAAGAAAAAUUGUUUAUAAUAUCUGUAUGUCGCUUAUACAUUUAGGAAACGCGAGUCAACAGUUGUUGACACCGACGAAAGGUCUUGGGCGCAUUAGUGUACCACGUGCUUUGUUUCGACUGCACUACCUUCAAAACCGGCCCACAUUUUGAUACAGCACUACGAUACAUCUAUGGGAUUGGUCCAUAUUUAAACAGCGAAGCUGUUUUAGCCGGUGGUUAGUCCGGGGAGUGUGCGCAGGAAAAUCUCACUGAGCGAUGACGUCACUCCGCGUCGCCUAGCAACGCCGAGCCUCGCAACAGCUGUGUAGGUGGAGCUAAGCCGUGACGUCAUCGCGCGCUGCACCGUCGCUUUGCCUAGAUUUGCCGACCCAUGAUGUCAUCACGAUGAGCUCCCGCACAGCCGUGUCGC
Molecule: messenger RNA, 4695 nt
Organism: Dermacentor silvarum
Lineage: Eukaryota; Metazoa; Arthropoda; Arachnida; Ixodida; Ixodidae
Exons: 2
Coding region: 2831-3829 (332 amino acids)
Source: RefSeq, a predicted model, not a curated record